Molecule: messenger RNA, 21102 nt
Organism: Xyrichtys novacula (pearly razorfish)
Lineage: Eukaryota; Metazoa; Chordata; Actinopteri; Labriformes; Labridae
Source: the annotation of a GenBank genome assembly
GGAUUUCCGGUAGGCUCGUGCGGUAACAGUGCAGAGUGGGCGUUUAAUCCGUCUUCUCCCUCCAGCUCAUACAUGACUUCACGACGAACGUUACACAAGUUGGCCAACUCCAAACCGUGAAAAACCCACGAACAGACGGCUGUACGAAGAUGACGGAAAGCUCCGCGAACAAGCUGCUAAACGGGGACGCCUGUCACCGGACCUCAAACGGGAAAAAAUCGAGUAAAAAUGGCUUCACGAAGAACCACUGUCUGUUUCAGCAACCGCACAAGUACCGUCGCCCCAGAGAGAAGGUGAGGAAGGCCCAACCGUCAACUGCUCGAUACUGAGGGGGAUUGUUGUGUUUUUGUACCGUGUGAUGUAGACUAGUCUGAAUUAAGACAAUGUUACUAUCUAACGUUUUAGACAUUUAUCAGUACUUUUAAUUCUUAUUUUAAUCAGUGUUGAAAAGUGUCAGUUGCUAUCAUACAGUCUGUGGUUGCGAUUGAAUGACGGAAACAUCACACCAGCCCUCAUGUAAACUCUAACAUUAGUGUUAAUGUAAUAAUGAGUUUAGCCUGCUUUAUAUUACUGCUAAUGCUCAGCCUUGUGUCUGCAUCCCAGUGCAACAUUCUUAACUUUCUGCUAUUCAAUAUCCUCUCCUUCAUUUGAAUCACUAAAUUUUAAGUAUUUUAACCCUAGAACACUAUGAAUGAAUGUGAAUAAACUUUAUUCUUCUCCAGAGGACAAUUUAAAGGCCAUUGAGAAGCAAUAUACAUUUACAGAGACAGGAUGGAUGUGCAUCAAAGAAAGUAACUUAGUGUACACAGUAAAAAGAGGGGGGGAAAUGAAAAAUGUAUUUGUAUUUUAACCCUGGAACACUUUGGCUAAAAAUAGUAAUACCAUCACUAUCGCCAGGUGUUUUUUACAACCAAGAAAAAGUACUUGUCAUGAAAAUAUAUCAGAAUAGGACAAUACAUGACAAAUUAAAGUAGUUUUCUUUUAUUUUGAACUGUGCAAUGCCCAAAGAGAGAGGGGAAAAAGUGCCAUGAGGGGACCAUGUAUAGAAAUGCAACAAAAUAACUGAAAUUAGGCAUCAUGAACAAAAAAUUCCUAUUUAGUUCUGAUUAGACUCUAGUGUUGAGAUGUCUGUCUGUCAUGAUAGCAUGUACUGAGUCGGGCCAGUACCAGAUAAGCACAUUAAACUAUAAUCCAUAAAUAAAAGGUAACAACCGAGACCUAAUGGUGCUGUGACAGCAACGCUGUGAUUGAGUUUGAGACAGUGAAAAUACAUAUGGUAUGUUGUAUCUGAACAGGUUAGCUUACGAGCUAAAGUUACUUAGCACAGAUGAAAGACAGGGUACGCAUUCGAAAAACAAUUCCGAUGUCCGAAAUAAUCGCACGACAAAAACGGUACCGGUGUGAAAGAACCUUUACUGACCUUAUUCGCCUACAUGCAGCUAUCAAAUCCAUCGCUAUUGCCAAGUGAAAAUCACCCGAACACGUUUUGGAUCAGGGAAACAAAUAUGCCUUCAAAGAUGUCAAAAAUCACGUCAAUGUGUUUGGUCAGGGCGAUAGUGUUCUCGGGAUAAACAUUUCCACUAUUACAAUGUUAACAUUAUGAAAACCUUGGCAACAUAAACCGAUCUAGUGUAUCAGCUCCACUCCAAAAGUACAUUAUUAGAAGAGCGAGCAAAAAAGUAGCUUUCAUUCUAUUGCACUCCACUUCUAAUAUCAAGUUGAAGAUCUGGCAUCACCUGUGGGAUCAUAUCAGCAAAACUGAAAGUGUAGAAUCUGUCUAAACAGAGCUGUUGUAGUAGGUUGCGUUACAUUGAUUGCCCAGGUGCUCUGAAUGCUAUAUCUGGUCAGUAUGUAUGUUUUGUAAGCAACACCCGUCUGCGUUAAACUUCAUGUUUGGUGGUUACCUGCCACCUGAUCAGGCCAGAUUGUAGUGGUGGGUUGUUUGUAACCUUACACCCUGUUGUUUCUGCACUCCUGAGCAUAGCUGGUGAAGUCGGACCGGUCUCUGUUUACACUGACUCUACUAUGAUGAAGAGUGGGGGGCCCCUGUUGUGUUAUUGCAGAGUAGCUGUCUGUCUAUCUGCAUGUGUGUGUGUGUGAGUCUCCUGAGAGAGGAGGAGGGCUGGCCUGUCUCCACAUGACACUUGAGCGGGAGAGGAAUGUCUCCAGGCCGUAAAGGGUGUGGUCCCUCCUAGGGUUGAGAGAGAAACACCAAAAACAGUGUGUAUAUUGGUGGAGGUGGGGUAUGCAGCGAGAGACACACAUGCCUUUGUGUUUUUUGUUGUGAUUUUUUAAAAGUUUAGAUCUAAAGACAAAUCUGACAAACACACCUGCUUUUAAUGCUGAAUGAAACGCAUGACCUCUCGAUUUUGUCAACAGUACAUUCCAGACUCGCGACUGUUUAAAGCCACAGGGUUGCUGAUUUCAACAUACAGCAUGCUUACACAAUGAGGUCCAGAUGUUAUGGCUGUCAUACCAGUUACAUCCUUGUGCUCAUAAUGUCUUCAUUUAGCCAGAAGUGAAGUCUGUGCUGCAUGCUGUAUAUCAACGCCUAUAACGCCAUCUGAUAUUUGCUGUACUUCUAACUGAACCAAAGAGUUGGGGUUUAGUAGAAUUCGUUACAUCGGCAGUUGGAAGUGCAAGACGUACAUUUGAAGAGUUGGUACUAUGCUUUUUCGUACUUAAUUAAUAAAUACAUUUUAGUUGAAAAGGUUGAAUGUCAAAACUAAAGGUCCUUACACAAAGGACAUCGAAUUUCGACGCGCCUGACUAUACACAUCAAGCCUGAUGCCAUUUUGCGACUUUCCGCGGGAUAAAAGGCGCAUCCCGGGGAAGACUUUUCCCGGGGAAAGUCCCGCCUCCUUCGCCUCUGAUUGGCUAGAAAAGCUGGAAACGUCAUCACACGCUCAAGCUAAAUGGUCAGCACUUAUAGCCAAUCAAAGGCAAAGGAAGGCGGGACCUUCCCUCACCACCCUACAGCGUUCUAAAGUUCUAUUUAGACUCUAGUGUUGAGAUGGCUUUCUGUCAUGAUAGCAUGUACCGAGUACCAGAUAAGCACAUGAAACUAUGGUAACAACCGUUAGCAUACGUUAGCACAGAUGAAAGUUGAAACAAAGACGUUUAGCAAACUGUUAAAGCACACAAACCAUCGUCAUAUGAGAAAUCUGACGCUAUGACUCUCCACAAGUUGUCCUUCAGGUCGUUAUCUUUGUAAUUUGAUGUACGAAAUAAUCGCACAAAAAAUAACACUUCCGAUGUGUUGGGACCUUUAUACAUUUGAAGAGGUGGUACUAUGCUUUUUUAGAUUUAGAGUGGGGACAAAGUUUCAAACUGUAAGGUACGCAAAAUAAUUUGCUCAACUCAUGACAUCACUAGUUGAUCAAUAUUCGUCAAAGAGCGUAAUAGUUGUAGUGUUUAACAAAAAGUAACAUCUUAACAUUUUUUGUCCCUUUUUUCAAAAAAUCCAUAAAGCCAUGUUUCAUUAUGUGUCCUUUUAAGUCAAUGUAUGGCAACAGUGGAGGGGGGUCCCAGAGUACUGGGUGAAUUAAAGAGAGAGUAGCUGAAUCUGUUUUUAUCAAAGACAUCAUUCUGAAUAUGUGAAGUUUUUAAGCUGUAAAUCAUGUAAAACUUCUUUAAAGCUAUCAAGAGGAUUCAUCAUGAAAACAAGAAUUCUUCCCCUCUUUAUCAUCGUUAUUCAGUCAUUGAUCAGGCCAGCCUGAAUGAUACUGUGUUCAGUAUUAUGACACAUACCUCCAUGUUUGUAUCAGCAGUGGAAAAAGGCCCUCAUCGUACCUGAAAUGACCUCUGCCGGCUGUUGAUAAGGAUACCGCAUCAGGAGACCUAUUCUCUUGUGAAACCAAGCCUCUUGAGUCACUCAAGCUUUUACUUUAAAUCAACUGGUAACAUUGGGAUGUCUUUCCCUCACAAGUUAAGCACGGAAUUCAGACCAUUUUGCAAACCAGUGAAGAAACAUCCUCGUGGGUCAGGGUCUGCAGCUGAAAAACUCUACUUAGAGGCCGGAUUUUGAUGAAGAGGCAGGAAUAAAUAUCUAGCUAACAGCUUUCAGCGUCAAUAAAAACAGUGUCAAUAAUUGCUCUCUGGUGGUUAGCUGCAGUUAAACUCGGUUUCUUGUUGUCAACACUUUGUAACAGGGUUAUGAGCUGCAGAAUAAGCAAAGUAAAGAGUAGUUGUAGUAGUAUAUUUCCACAGAAGUUGAACGCUGGAUGCAUUUUUCACAAGAGUUGCUCCAUGAGCCAGUGGCACAGCUUUUAUUUUCCAGUCUCUGUUUGUCCAAUCAGGUAUAAAAAAACUGAACAAACCUGACAUCAGCCAAUCUGUAUUUAGCUGCCGUGGCGAGCGGCGUACCUGAAUGUGAAUGUGUUUUUGUGCUCGCUGUUUGAUGCAGGCCAAUAAAACCAUGGCGUAUGGUCUGCUGGUCUUUUAAUUCAGAGAGGGGGACCUGUUUGACCGGCUUUUAAAACACACACACACACACACACACACACACACUCACAAAGUGCAGUGCCCUCCUGUUCUCUGGCUCAGAGGUAUUUCUUGGAGAAGCAUGACUGGUCACAUGAGCCGUGGUUGCUAAGCUGCAGGCCAGAGUGUGUAAUGAGUGACCGCCCUCAUUUGUUUAAUGUUGGUUUAGUAGACAGGAGCGAGUUCACAGUCCAGCUAUAAUGAUGCUAUUUUUUCUCCAUUUAGUUUUUGAGGAGCUCCUCCGGUGUGUGACCACAUUUAUACAGCCCCAUAAUCCAAGAUCAAUAUUGCUAUUCAUAAAACUCAGUGAAUUAGAACCCUGGUCUGAUGGCUUUUUACUGCUUACUGCUCCACAGGGGCUCAGACACGGUUAGGUCUCCAGGAAUUAAUGCGCUUAUUGUGGCUUUUAUUUAGGCUGUUACUCUUUUCCAUGAGAAACACAAUUUUGACAAACAGCCCUUCUGUCGUGGAGUGUGUGCCCAGCUUGUACCGAGGUAACUUUGCUGGUUUUAUCACAAUUUAUUGGUCUGCUUAGUGAGGCAGAUGAAAGUGUAAACAAAGUCGAGGUAAAGAUAAACCCUGCCAGCUGACUGGGGUGGUUUUUUCAAGUGGAAAGUCAUUGAUUUAGCGAACAUCAUCACCACUAAGUCUGUGUUUUAGGGCUGGGCGAUAUGGGAAGAAGUUUAUCAUGAUAUAUUUUUUUCAUAUCAGUCAAUAUCAAUAUCACAAUAUAAAAAUUAGGGCUGAAACGUUUCCUCGAAUACCUCAAGUACCUCGAUUACAAAUAAUAAUUUAGGAAUUUUCUCUGCCUCAAGUCCUUGUUUAUAAACUCAAAUUGUCACUCUUUCACACGGAUUCUUUUGAAGGUGACACAAUACUCGUACGUCACCAUGGUAGAAGGAGGAGUAAGCGCUGUUUAGGUUUUGCAGAGCGGACAAAAUAAACGCUGAGAGGGGUUUUCUUGCAGUGUUGCCAACCUAGCAACUUGAGCGACUUUUCGCGCUUGUUCCGCGCUUGUCCUCUUUUUUUCUGAGUCUGACCUUCGUUGCGGGGCUAUAGGAAAUCUAACUUUAUGUGAGUCUGCCGUUUGGGUCCAAGUACUCGAGUAAUUGAUGGAAUAUUCGGUAGAAUGCUCGAUUACUAAAAUAUGCGAUAGCUGCAGCUCUAAUAAAAAUUCACAGCCUUUAAGACAACACUAAAGAUGGGAGCUUCUACCUUUUGAAGACUAGUACUGACACUUAUUUCCUUUGUUUUACCUCCAGAACCAAAAUGUUUCCCACAACCCCAGCCUGUACAAGAAGCCCUUCUUGGAGUCAUUCGAGGAGACUCCUCUUCUGGUGGCCGUGCUCACAUACAUGGGCUACGGCAUCCUCACCGUCUUCGGUUACCUCCGAGACUUCCUCCGUCACUGGAACAUCGAGAAGUGCCAUGUGGCUCGAGAGCGAGAGGAGCAGAAGGUAAUGUUGAUAUAGCGAACUGUAGGGUGUUUCACUUCACCUACAGAAGAACAAAGAUGCCUUUUUGAAGUUCUGACACUAAGAGCUCUUGUAAACUCUCCUUUUGCAGGAUUUUGUCCCUCUCUAUCAGGACUUUGAGAACUUUUACAACAGGAACUUGUACAUGAGGAUCAGAGACAACUGGAAUCGGCCCAUCUGUAGCGUCCCUGGCGCCAAGAUGGACCUGGUGGAAAGAGUGUCCCACGACUACAACUGGACCUUUGAGUAAGUCGCCGCAUCAUUGCGUGAUAAGAUUCUGUGGAUAUAGUAUCGAGGUGUUGUCUUUGAAGGUCAUUAGUCCCUCAGAGGCGUGUAUUUAUAUGUUUCUGAUACGUGACAUGAUGGGAAGCGCAUUGAUUUGUGCUAAAAGUCACUGACCUUGUAUGUCUGAUAAUAUGAAUGACAUCAGCAGUGAGUGAGAUACUAUCUUAGAAGCUGGAGUAAAGCUGAGAUAGCACUGAGCAGAAAACAAACAAAAGGCAGUCCUGAUAACACAGUUACAGAACUCAUGUGAACUCAAUCUAGUACCAACACAAUAAAGGAAGAACAAAACUCAAACAUAUGUUUUUUUUUUUUGCUGCAUUUCUUUCAUUUGAGUGUUUUUUACUAGAUUAAAAAUCAAGAAGAACUGGUCAGAAAACUUCAGUUUGUAGGACCAAGAAGGACAAACAUCAAUUUAUCUGCAGACAUUCUGUUCUGAUAGAAGUGAAGUUUGUGUCACGGCUUUAGAUAGAUGUGUGCGAAGAGUCAAAUGUAUUUAGGGGCACAUGUGCGCAUAAAAAAAUCACCAGAGGCAACAAAUGUUUUAGUUUUAGGUUGGAUAUUCGACGCACAUUCACUGCGGAUCUAACAGCAACGUGGUUAAAUACACUCUGCACCCUCGCUGUCAAUGUUGGGUGUUGAAUAAGGGACCAUCAAUAAAUUACCGGCUGAUGUUCUCAAAAAAAGGCUGUUUUCCUUCCAUAGCUUCCAUGUCAUGUGACCAAAAGACCUAAAAUUGAUUUCAAGUAAUAGUACUUGUGUCGACCGAUAAGACCGAUUGUGCCCCUCAAGUUCUUUGUGUGCUCCUUGUGAAAGAAGUUAGUGUCAAGCCCUGUCUUCUCUGGAUGUGAAGUGUAACAUUCACUCAGCACACAUAUACACAAGGACUGAGACAGCUUCUCAUGCAGGUGUGGUCCCACUCUCUGUUUCUCAGGCACACAGGCAAAGUGGUGAAGGACGUCAUCAACAUGGGCUCGUACAACUACCUCGGCUUCGCAGAGAACGUCGGGGCCUGCGCCGACGCUGCCAUCGAGUCCACGCAGAAGUACGGCGCUGGAGUGAGCAGCACCCGCUGUGAGAUGGGUAAGAGUCGAACUUAAGAGCUGCUUUGAAAGAGUAAUCGUCUGAGAUUCCCUUUGAGACCGACGACAAACCUCUGCAGGUAUACGAGCGACUGCUCCCUCUUUUGUAUGUCGUUCAGUCUUCAGGAGACAACAGAGGCCACAGGCAGGAGUGGUUUUUUCAAGGAUCAAAAAAUAGAGCGAGCUUUGAAGUUCACGUCCUCUCACUCCUGCCCAUGAGUGGAUGAAGCCUGUUUCUAAAGCUAGAGUGCAUUCCUGUCCUCAUAAAACAUUUACAAAGCUGAUUUUUAUAGAAAGUAAUUUUGAAUCGAGCAAUGUUUGCAUCAAUAAUUUCCAGCUAGAAGUCUCUGCCUUUACUACAGUAUGGCAGCUCUGUGCGGUUCUUAGUUUCCCUCGUUCUCAGCCUGUUUUUGAUUAAAUUCGACUAAUGUUAAUAAUUAAUUUUUAAGACAUAUACUCAUGGUGUGUGAGGGAGGAAUGUAAACUCUGUUAAGUUUGAUAGAUGGCUGAAUCUGAAUGCUCUACUAAUGGACUGCAGUGCUAUCCACUAUUACUCUACCGUUGUUCUCAGAUGACCUCACUGAUUUUAUUUCCUCCGUAGAUCCCCUAAAUUGACACGAGCGUAUUCUUCUGUAAUUAGAGAAGGUUUCUGUCACAGUAUCUUAUAGUACAAGUUCUCUCCCCCUGUACGUCAGUGGAAAUGUGUGUCAGGAGGACAGUGUAGGAAGUAUCCACGUCCUCAUCUAUCGAGUCUUUAUGUCGCUGCUGGAAGGAAAUUCCUUCACGUUGAAGUGGUCUGUUGGAGUUUCAACUGAGACUGUGCUGUUUCCAGGAAACCUGGACAUCCACGAGGAGCUGGAGCAGUUGGUUGCCAGGUUCCUAGGUGUUGAGUCAUCUAUGGCUUUUGGCAUGGGCUUCGCUACAAACUCUAUGAACAUUCCUGCUCUCACCGGGAAGGUAGGAAUUUCAUUUAUUUCCUCUAUUUGUUGUUCCUCUGGCACCACGCUCCUCUUGAUUGGAUUACUGUUACCCUGCUUUUUUAGGUUAUGUUUGCUCCCGUACCCAUCCUGUUAUUGUACUGGGCGCCGUGAUUACAUUACCUGUUGGGUAAAAACAGAGUUUCCUGUGUAAAGUCAAAACACGCCACAUUUUCAGAUGUACGACCAAGCCUCGGAGAGUUCAGACCGUUCCACAACACGUCAUUUUCCACCCAGAGCUUUCAAAACAUUUUUCGAGCAGCAGGUUGGAGAUAAAUAUUUGACAAGUCCCAGUCGCUGUUGUUCUAACCCCGACAAAUCACACAGCAGUCGGGCACCUACGCUCUUCCUAGUUUUCUUCUCCCGCAAUGUGACUCGAGCAGGAUGUAGAAGUUUGAGCCGACAGGGGUGUGUAACCUUGUGAGCCGAAGAGCACACUUCCUGACACAGACACAUGAGCGGAGAGCAGAUAAGCAAAGCGCGAGGGUUAAACGUACGACCCGACAGUAAGGACUUGAGUCACUACUUUUGUCACAUGGGUCCAUAAAUUCGUCACUAUGCCUGUAACUUCUCUACCAGCUCACAUCAUGAUGUUACAGCCGAAACCUGUGUUGUGUAAGGAGCCUAUUCAUUCAUUAACCAGAAGAGGUGGUGUGAUUUGUCAGCAUGCUGGAGUGUGUUGACUCUGAGAAGUGUUUGCAAUAGUUGUGUUGUAAUGAAGGAAACACUUUUUUGACCAACAUCAGACUCUUAUUAAAGUUAUUCAGCUUUUAAUUACACAGUUAGAGCAGACUAAACUGAACUGUGCAAUCUUAAUCAUAGCUAAUUCUUCGUACUUUGAUUUUUUUCCUUCCACACAGAACAAUAACAUGAUUUUUAUAUGAUUCUAUCUCUGUUUUCUGAUUGUAGAAACCAUAUUAGUACUCGGUGUAGCCCAAAGAGUAUUAAACUGGCAGCCACACUGGGAGUGUGCGACAGAGACUUUCCGCCUCAGACAGGAAUAAUCAGUCUGAGCCAGAAAGGUGUUGCCUAACUUGAGAAAACUCAAACAUGUGACGCCCUGGGGUGUAACAGUGAUACGAGCGAAAAACUACCAAAGAGUGUUUUUUUUAACUUGAAUAUUUCCCACUCAGGAGUCAUAAAUCAUAACUCUGUGAUUUCUUUUGCUUUAGGGUUGUCUUAUUCUGAGUGACGAGCUGAAUCACGCCUCCCUGGUGCUGGGCGCCCGCCUGUCCGGCUCAACAAUCCGGGUCUUCAAACACAAUAGUGGGUGACCUUCAAUACGGAGUACUUCUUCUCAGAACAGUUAGAUAGAAAUGUGUCAGAGCGUACGUUCAGGGAAUGCAGGAAUUCAGCUUACACAGAGUGAACGUGGACUUAGGAAUGAGUGAAUCAGUUAUAAUCUAUAUUACCCAACAGGAGACAGACUGCAAGUUACUUUAACAAAUACAAAUAAGUUUGUUUUUGCACUUCUAAAUUUGUUUUAUUCUAAAUUCUAGAAUAUUUUAGUACCUGUCAAUAAGUUUGGUGAUAACAGGAAUAUUCAGACCCACAUGCACAAGCUAUCCUCAAGUUCCGCCUUUUAAGUCAUCUAAAUUCAUACCGAGCAGCCAAGAACCAGGCAGGCUGGCCGCUAAGACAACACUGUGAAGCAAAUCUUCGAAGGGCUGCCAUCUUCCAGUACUGAAGAGAACCUCGUGUGUUUGUUCAAGAGGCAGCAGCACAGUAGCAUCCGUCCUGACUGAGUCAAUAAGCGUUCCUCUCUGUGUCAUAGACAUGCAAAGCCUGGAGAAGUUACUGAGAGACGCCAUCGUUCACGGGCAGCCGAGAACCCACCGACCCUGGAAGAAAAUCCUCAUCGUGGUGGAGGGCAUAUACAGGUAAUGUACACAGUAAUCUUCUCCUUUGAGGACAUUUGACCAUUUAUGUACAUCUGAGAAAACACAAAAGGGAAAGCUUUUGACCACACUAGGGAUCUUCCGGCGUAAGAUUAAUUUAGGGUCAAACAGACUCUAGUCAUACCAACUUUAGUAACGACCGCAGGAUAGCAAUACACAGCGGUCUGAGGAGCCAUAAACAAACCUCAACCAAAACGCCACUCUAUAGCCACAAAUAAUGCUCAGAACAGCACCUAACUUCAUCAAUAGGACAUAUAGGGUCCCAGCCACAGCACUUACCACCAAACAUCUUUUUAACUUCGCCUGAUUUCUUUCGCAAAGAGACUAAACAUAACUCACCUACUCUCUUCCAGAAGUUGCUUGUUUGUAGCGAGGCUUCAGGCCUGUCCAUUAUGGACUGCAGCGGGGUUACGCAGCUCAAGGAAGAACAUUUGUGAUCAUUUCUUCAUGGAAAUGCAAUCAGACCGAGACGCUAAGGCAGAAGAACUACCGCAUCUGAAAAUGAAAAAUGAUUAAUAUGAUGAUUAUUACCUCAAGGAAAUGAUAAAUUAAUGAUCGCAAAUGUUCUUCCUUGAGCUGCGUCACCCCGCUGCAUUCAUCUCUCGACAGGGUGUCUAACUCGGUGUCGCGGUGUGUUUGACCCUAAAUUAAUUUUAUGCUGGAGUAUUCCUUUAAGUGUAAAAAUUGUUCCUUGGGUCAUAUGUGCAACUUAUCAGAGUUGUGUAUGUAAACAAAAAAGCAUUUCCUUACAUUGAUGUUUCUUAAUGCUGCGUCCACAUGCUGACAAAAAGUGAGUGAGGAUAAGUCACACAGUUUCCAUGUCAGUGUGUGAGCCGUGACGACAACACUCCCUUAUAUCAUUUUGUUUAAAAAAAAGAAAAUAACGUCUCUUUGAAAAAUGCGCCCACUCUCCUUAAAUCAUAAUGCAUUCCUUGGUGUUGAAAGUGUACUUACUGUAAAAGCAAUCAAUCCUGUCGAUCAAUACAGUCGUCAGCCUGACAUAAUCAGUGCCCUUUACUAAUGCAAUGUUAAUGGAGCUUCAUUUCCUCUGGGGUUUGUGAAGCGAACACUCCGGCUGCCACGACAGACAGUGUCUACACAGGCGUUAACACCUUCAUAAACACAGGAUUUAAAUGCAGGAAGAGAGACAGCUUAUCACAUAUCAGCUGACUGAUCAUUGUCAUGUCCUGCAGCAUGGAGGGGUCUGUCGUGCGCCUGCCCGAGGUCAUUGCACUAAAGAAGCGCUACAAGGCGUAUCUGUACCUGGACGAGGCCCACAGUAUCGGCGCCAUGGGACCCAACGGUAAAGGAGUCGUGGACUACUUCGGCCUGGAUCCUAAAGAUGUCGACGUCAUGAUGGGGACUUUCACCAAGAGCUUUGGCGCUGCCGGAGGAUACAUCGGAGGAAAAAAGGUUGGUUAUACAAUUCACUCUCCUCCGCUGUAAGGAAAGACAGGAACAGUGAUUACAUUCGCUGGAACUUCCUCUUUAGGGAAACUAAAACAGUUCCAGACGUUCAGCAGACUGUGUCAUUCACUCUCAGUGUUGGUCAUAAUGCUUACCAGCAGAGGGAAACUGAACUUCCUGUUUUUUUUUUCAAAGGCAGAGUUUUGCUGCAAUCAAGGCGAGCGCUUAUUACGAAAGAUACAUCCAGUUCUGAGGAAUCUUGUGUUUGUUUUAUGUCAUCAUGUGCCAAUUUGUACACACCCAUAUAUAUAUAUAUAUAUAUAUAUAUAUAUAUAUAUAUAUAUAUAUAUAUAUAUAUACAGGGUGAUGUAAUUUUGAGAGUAAACCUGCAGCCAUUUUUCAGUAAUAGGUAACAAUAUAACAAAAUUUACACCAUGUUAACUUUGCAAAGACAGCACACAAAAGGCAUUGGAUAUUCCUCUCAGCAGAGGAAAAAAAACAACCCACUCCUCAAUAUGCAACCGGUGGAUAAAACCGAAAUGAAAAGUAAACCUCACUGAUUUCAUCAUUCCGAAUGAUUCUGCAGGGCCUCGUGUCUUCAAGUGAGGGAAAAAAAUCAAAUGAAAAACUCGAUUAUUGUCCCACCUCAGUGUCUCAUUUCCUUUGCCUGCCUUUUCCCAUAGAUGCAGUGCUACUGAACGGCCUUUAUCCAUUCAGAUGCAUAUAAACUCACUUCUUCUUCUUCUCUGGGAUUUAUUUUGUCUGCAGUGCAUCUCAACACGCAGAUGCUUUUAAGAGUUAUUCUGUUGUUGCCUAGCAUCAGAAGUGUCCUGGAGGCACAUUCUUGUAAUACAAAGUCAUUUAGAAAGCUGUGAAUUGAUUUCCCUCCAGUGUGGGCAGACUUAAUUGUACCUUGUCGGUGUUUUCGGUCCCUGACAGAAAUAUUAUGUUGUACUAAAACCAAAAACAUGCCGUACAUUCUGCUGCGGCACCUUUUUUUCAGUCAGUAAUGUGACGAUAAGUCCAGUGCUGCAACAGUGGAACCACUGCCUCUCUCUCUCUCUCUCUCUCUCUCUCUCUCUCUCUCCAGUCUUUCAUGUCUCUGUUUUGCUAAAUGGUGUAACUGUUAUUCCUCCCCGUUGUAAUAGGAAGAUAAAGUUAGUAAGAACUGUAAUUUCUCUGUCAGGAGCUGAUCGACUACCUGAGGAGCCACUCUCACAGCGCCCUGUACGCCACAUCCAUGUCCCCUCCAGUGGCCCAGCAGAUUAUCACUUCCAUGAGGAUCAUCAUGGGAGAGGACGGGACAACACUGGGUAGGUGCCAGAACAUGAUACCAGUCACUUCAACUCAGUCACGAUCAUAUCUGAAGAGAGUGAACAGAUGCACAUUCGAGAUAGUUACUGUUUGCUGAGAUUGCAGGAGAUUCCUGAGAGUGUAAGACUCACACAGAGUAGAAUAUCAUGAUUAACACUUAGUACUAUGCUGGAUCACCGCCAAUCCCAUGUAACACCAUUAAUAUUGUUUACAGUUUCUCAAGAACUAUACCGUGUAUCUCUAUGGGAAGAAAAGUGUUCAAAAACGAACCCUUUUGGUGAUCUAUCGAGGGUCUCCAGGCAUUUCUACACCUGCCACAAGGUUUACAAUCCAGACUCAAAAACAGGUGUUUGAUCAGAGACAUUUGAUGGUAAAUCCGCGGUGAUAUAUCGGUGAAAACAUGAUUAUUUAUCAUAUUGUUACGAUAAAUGCCGCUAAUAUCUUCUGGGUUUGAAAAGCUGUUUCGAUGACGUCUUUUUCUGUCAAACUUUCGACCAAUUACAAGGUCUCAUAUUCUUCUUUUAUUGUUCCCUUGAUGGUAGUGUCCAAUAAGAGGCAACUAAAGAUCAACAAGAGACAAGAAAGUUCCCUGCUUGUCUGUGAAAUAAGAAAUAAUGGUCUUCAAUGCUUGGAAACAAGCAAAGAAGAGAUUCUGAGCAGAAUGAUGUGGCUCUCUGUCUCAUCCCCGACAGGAACUGCUUCUAGGAGUAGCAAAAACAACUGUAAAUAACAAAAAAACGCCUGGAAGAAUUAGUGUAAAUAUGUAAAUAGUUCCUGUUGUGUGUUUGUUCCAAUCCCAGUAUUUCUUCUCCUGAUAGCCAAGACAUAAGAGACUCAUGUGCAGGUGAGAAAAGGCUUGGUCACUGUAGAUUUAUGUGUUUUUUGAGCAAAGUACUGUUGGUAUCAAUUUCCGUCUUUUUUGUUGACUUUGAUGGUUCUGAAUCUACAGUCACAUUUAUUUUACAUAAUUUUUACACCCAUAAACUGACAGCUGAGAUUGUCCUGACCAAAAAAGACGUGUAUGAAAGGAAAGAGUUGCUAUAAAGAUUUUUGAAAAACAGGCAAAAACCAAAAAUAGCAAAAUCUAGCUGGGAGUUCUGAGGGUUAAAAGUAGAAAAUUAAUGGCGUUUUUGUUGCUAUUACAACAUCGUGAAAAGUCCGAGAUGUCUCGGUCACUGGUUUGAGACUGCACUGUGGUUGGAGCCGGCAUCAGCUUCCCUUAGACACCACAAGAUGGCAGUAUAACCCUUAGGCUGAAAUAUUCCUGAAGACCCAAGCGCUGCAGUUACCAAACCCCCUUUCUGCCUUUCCCUUCUUUUGUACUUUGGCAUUUUCAUGCAGAUAGCGCUCGAUAACCUCGCAAAGUUUUCCAUCCCAGCCUAAAGAUAAAAGCCUCUAUCUGUGACCUGCUGGAAAUAAUUUACUAGUAAAUAAAGGUGUGUAAGAAGCUCUUUCACGUAUGCAAACUGUUUUUGGAGUAUCAUGUAAAUGCCACACAGGUUUGCAAUCUCAGCAGGUUAGAUAUGCCUUCAAAGUAGUGUGUGUAACUGGGUUGUUACGACGAGUAUAAGUCGAUUAAAACCCAACUUGUGUGAGCGUAAGAUUCACUUUUGUGUCACUGCUGGUUUGGGAUAUUUGAUGGUCUGUAAGUCUACAUUUAAAGCUCCUCGGUGGACAGUUCCCUUCGUCUCCUCAGUUAAGCUCGGGCUGACAGAAGGUCUUCUUGAAGUGUUGGUAUGCUGACUUCUCUACCCUUUCCUCUUUAUGGCUUUCAGAUGUGUGUUUCCUUGAGUAUGUGCGCGCUCCUUUUGCCUUCACGCUGGGUACAAAGCAGCGUGGUGCCGAGGGCGAGAGAUCUGCGCAGAUCAAACCCUGUCGGACUCAUCUCCUACACACACAAACAGAACCCCGAGUUUUGUUUUUCUUGCAGGGCGGCACCCCUUUACUCUUUUACGGGGCUUGAUUGAUGCCGGCUCCUUUAACAUGGUGAUUUAGGGUCCGAUUACCUCGCUCCCCCCCCUCUCUCAUUGAAUCAUUAGGUUCUGGAGUAAACACCUGAGGCAACCUAGUAUAAUAUAGCUGCUCUACAAUGUCAUCAGCUCUUUUCUGGGCAGAGCAGGCCUGACUGUCUGACCUUUUAACAUCUCCCAGUUUAGAGGACUAACAAUGACAGUCUGAUUGGUUGCAGCCCUGUCACUCUUUGAAAUUCAGCCCUUUGAAGAUCCAGACGCUGACGCAGACUUGAAGUGACAGUCGAGAGCUGCCUGCUAACAGUUUGUUUUCUGCGUCGGGGAGUCAGCGAGGACGGGAUGCUCAUGGUUCCCGGCAUCGGUCCGCAUCGAAAUGUGACGUUUGUUGUUUGAAGCUCACAUCAAUCAAAUAUGUGGAUGGGGAAGUAAAAGCAGAAGAUGGGCAAAGCUUUUCAUCAACAUGAAAAGAACUCAAAACGCCUGCAAAGAAAAAAGUCUGAAUAUUAUAUACUGUUUUUUUUUUUGUUUCAUCCAUCAGUGCUGAGAAUAGCUUUGGAUUCCUUGACUGUGGAAAAAGACGUCUGGAUAAAUAUAAUGUCAGACUUUGUUGUGUCUCAGGACGCUUUGAAGUCGUGGUGUUUCUGCUCUGUUUUUCAGCACAGCAAGGCAGAUGUGCGUUGCUGUUGGCGCUUUUCAGCCAUAUGGCUAUUUGUUUGGUUAAGAUGCUAUCUCUGGAGGGUUGAGCCCCGGGGAUUCGAGGAGUGAAUCCGCCGUGUGCAUCAGACUGACACGUGAGGAUUGAUGCCUUGACCCCGACUUUCAAGAAUCACACUUGUCCUUAAAUGCAGAUAAUGUCCGCCUCUGUCCAAAAUGUGGGUUUGCUUAGAAGCGCCAGGCUAAAUUGUGGAUUUAUUGGUUGUUUUGAUGGCUGAGAUGUCACUGGAGCAGGAUUUCAUGUUGGCUUCAUGCAACUGUCGGUUUAUUUGUCUAAGCAGAAAAAGUACAACGCCUGAAACAAAUCCAUCAUUUAGUUUUCAAACUGGCUUUGUGCAAACGCAGAAAUUAUAACAAACGAACAUAAAAUUAAACCUGCAACUCAAAGUUGACCUGCUAGUUUUCAAUAAUCAUUAAUUCAGAGUUUCCUCUGCAGCUCUCCAAAGUUUCCUGGAUUACUAGAACACCACAGUUGAAAUGCACUCAAGUUUGGUGGUGGUGGGUAAUUACAAUCGUGCGUUAUGUAAUGCUUUGAUUGGCAGCUAAACUGAAACAAACACAGCUCCAUGAGGUGAACGAAUCAGCACACACCUUCACAUGUUUUAACUUUGGCUGAAAAGUUUCCAGACUAAGUUAAUAGAAGCAGGAAAACGAAGGAGCACAAUAGAAACAGAAAACAAGAUGGGUACGUUCGUGCAUCAGUCAGUGCGUUUACAUGCACAGCUUAAUCGGACUGAGCUCAUAAUUUGUUUUUUUUCACCGAAUCAGACUUCUCUCCUUGUCUGCAGACACAUGCAGCUGAGAAUUGAGUUAUUGACAUGAACGUGUCCUCCUUCCCAAAACUAGAGGGUGAUACAGGUCUUUCAGCGGCGCUGAGGUCUCCGCUCCUCGUUUUGCGACCGUCCUUAUACGUUAAAAUGUCCUUUUCUUUCAGGAGGGAAAGCAUAACGGCACUCUCCUCGUCGUUCCAAAAGUGGACAUUCUUUCGUGCUUCAGAGUUGAGUUCUUUAAAUCAGUGGUUCUCAACCCGUCUCCCUCUGGGACCCACAUUUUCCGGCGACACACUUUUAUAGAAUUCAAACCAAGAAAGUUUAUUAAAAAAUUAAAAUAACCUUUAAAGACUCUAAUCUUUAGUAAUAAUCCACUUUUUUUUACUGAGUAAAGUUCAUUUCAGAGCACAUGAAGGGGACGACAUGAGGCCGACAACUACUGAAGUUGCAUAUACAGAAAAUAUCAAAUAUCGAAUAAAUAUCGCAUUAAAUAUUAAUUUUUUUGACCAGCUGUUUGUGGCCCACCCAGAACACGUCUGUGACCCACUCUUGGGUCAGAACCCACCAGUUGAGAACCACUGCUUUAAAUGAUAGCGCCACUUCUUCUCCGGUGUUUUUGUUCCGGGGUUACGGGGGCGUGGCAUAUGCUUUGUCCGAUCAUCUUGCGACUACGCUGGUUACAUGGUGGAGAACAUCGAAUUCCAGUCGCAUUAUAUGGGUGUCUGAAUCAAAGUCUCCGACUCCAAUCCGAGUUCUUAAACUCUGAUUAUAGUCAGACUGAAGGUGUUUACAGGCAGUUCAACUGUCCAGUCCGAAGUGUCAUGUAAACGUACUGAGUGAGUCCUUUAGGAUUCUGAGGGUAUGUGGGGGCUCUGAAUCGUCAGAGAUGCAACAAGAAAACCUCCAUCACAUGAACAUCAUCAUAAAUAAACUGAGUAACUAUUUGAUAUUCAUGUUGUUAACAGUCUGUGUGUCCUUCUGCUUUUUCCAGGCGCCGACCGCCUCCGACAGCUAUCAGAGAACACCACCUACUUCCGCAGGAAACUCCACGACAUGGGCUUCAUCAUCUACGGCAACGACGACUCCCCGGUUGUACCCAUGAUGCUCUACAUGCCUGCCAAGAUUGGGUGUGUGAUUCUCCUCCUCCAUUUGGGAUCAUUUAAUAUGUUUUAAUUUAUCGAGGAUAAUUAGUGUGAAAUAUUGGAAGAAUCUUGUAGUGAUUUCACAUUUUUGGAACAAACAUAAAGAUGAUUUUUCCUCACUCUUGUCCCCCGCCACAAAUAGAUCUGACUUCAUGUGCGGAAAGCUGUUUAUGGUUUUAGAUUCACACAUUAAAGGGGAAAAAAAACAUGUAAGAUGUGGCUGCGGUGUUGGUGGAGAAGUCGGACUUUCCGUGCGUUGCCCCGCAUCUCAUGUCGCCGUGUCUUUUCAGGGCGUUCGGUCGGGAGAUGUUAAAGAGGAACAUCGGAACGGUGGUCGUGGGCUUCCCAGCGACAACCAUCAUCGAGUCGAGGGCGCGUUUCUGUGUCUCAGCCGCCCAUACCAGAGAGAUGCUCGACACAGUAAGUCACCACCACAUCCUCAUCACUGUCUGAAACACAAACACGUUUAGAAGGCACGCUAUAAAAGGGAAAUAGAUGGAGGAUGUUCGUUUUUGUAAGAAACAUCCUGUAGGUUUUAUUCUGUCUGGUGAUGGAUGACACAGCUGACAGCUUCUCCAUAUUUUCAUACCAUUUUUUUCCCCCUCGCUUAUUUUAAGCAGAAGCUCGUCUUAGAUGUCCUGCCAUAAAAGGACCAUCUCCUUUUAAAGCAACGUGUGCGAAAUUCCAAAAUCAGCGUGAAAAUGACUACCAUCCAAAAUGCAAAAGAGCGAAAACAUCUGAUCCGCCGAGCUGCGAGGAUGUUGUUACAGAACAGACUUAUAUAUCGCUGAAGACUUUAUUUUAUCCUCGACAUGAUAAAAGACUCGCCUCAGCUGUUGUCUGUCUGCGGAGUCGCGGCGUUAGCGCGUCUGCUGAAUAAUAAAGCUCCAAAUAUGUCCUUUAUUAUGAAACAACUCCGAAAGCCAAGCUGUCUUGAAGUAUUACAGCGUGGCUCGGACAGAGACUUUUAUUCGAGCUGCUCUGUCUCUCCGAAGACACUUCAUUCAUCUUCCUGAGGAGCACGUCAACACCGUUUGUAAUAGUCCGUUUAAAGGGCAGCGGCCUGCCUUUGUAGAGCGCUCGGAGGAGCCGCUUUUUCCGUCUUUGGAAAAGCCAGCCUUCGCUAUUUCUCCAAGCAUGGAAUCAGGAGAAGAAGGAAAAAAAAAAAAAAAAGGUCAGGAGGAAGGUAAAUUGUUUCCAGGUGCUCUGCAGUGUUGCAAUGCUGAUACAGUUUCUUUGUGGAAAGAAGUGAAGGGAGUCAGCGUUCAGUUGUGGUCGACGCAGGGAGCCUUCUGUCAUCUUUAGCGCCUGAAAAUCCGUGUGUGAUUAAAGCUUAUCACUUAAUUUGUCACCUUCAGAGGGAAUCCUCUUUCUGUUUUUGUUUUGUGUGUAAUCCUCUCAUCUUUUGGCUGUCUUCGUUUGUUUUGAUUGACAGAAAUAAUCCCGCCUUUUUCAUUAAUCGCUGUCUUCCUGUGCUUUUUUUUCCCCCCAGGCGUUGGCAGCCAUUAGCGAAGUGGGCGACCUGCUGCAGCUUAAAUACUCCAGACGUGAGCAGCCUCUUCCCUCACUCGGGUGGAUGUCUGAGGAGAGUCUGCUUCAGGACUGAGCCUGACCCUUCACCACCACCACCAUCACACCCUUUCUCUAUCUUGUCUUACAUCCCUUUUUUUUUUCUCUGAGCCACUCUCGUCAGACCCAAAAGAACCCAAACUUUUCACAGGUCACACUCACUCGACCAGAAUCCUCCUCAUGUACAUGUCAAAUGUUACAAAGUGCAUUCAGCCUUUGAGUUUUUCUUUUUUUUUGUCCUAACUUAUUGUGACUGCAUCUGUCGGAGUCUUAUCCCUGUGAGCACAUCGAAUGUGUAUCUUAUUUGUGCAAUAACAACAACAAUGUGGAGUUUCAUUGUGAUUCAAACAACCUAGAGCAGAGUAGACCGACUCCUACCACGAGUUAGUGCUCGUGCGCUUAGAAGAAAUAAAUCAGAUCAUAGCUAUGACGAACACAGGAGGGGAAAAAAAACGAUAUGUGUAAAUAAUAUUUAUCCAGGAGUUUGUAAAAUACGGCCUUAGGGUGGCAUCCCAAACCUCGAAGAGAGAUCCGUUUUUUUCACAGGGGUAACAGCCACAUGUUCACUCCGUGUGUAUUUAUCCGAUGGCUUUUUUUUUCUUUUCUAAUCACUUUUACUUGAAUAGAGAGUAGAGAAUAACGGGUUCUUUCCCUAACCAAAGGAUAUAUUGUAUGUGUAUAGAUACGUUUUCUACCUGUUCUCUUCAAAUGAAAAGCAGAUGUUCAAAAAGUCAGAACUUUAAAGAGAGGGGAAGAAUCCGCGGGGAGCAAAAGUCUUAAGGAAUAUUUUUUACUGCUUAUUUUCUAGAAAUAUUUCUCAGCCUUAUUUACUGUUUACACCUGCACUCAAAAACUUGAGCCCAGUGUCUUUAACAUGUCUAUAAACUAACCAACUCCAUGUGUAUUAUAUUCCCCCCUCACGCCAAGUCGCUCUCACUCAAGUGCUUUUAUGUGAAUCAGCGUCGACACGAUCUCUGAGCAUGAUGACGCGCUGUACCCUCUCGGUCUGUAUGUAUGACGAAGAAGCUCCCUCUCUGAUAUACAGACGGCUUUAUUUAUUGAAAAUGCGUUUGUCAUCACUCAGCUUUUUGUUAUUUUUGUAACGAUUUUUCCGAAAGGCAGCUCCGAAACGGAAGGUGUGCAUCCUCUCUCGACUACUUUAACGAGUCUUAACUUCAGUGCCGGCACUACUGACAGGCAUCUCGAUGCGCAGAUGACGUAGUCACCGAAAACGGCGAGAUAUAUUUGGGUAUGCUUCAAACGUCAUUGUGUUUUCUUCACUUAAUUUAUCGUCCGUGGUCUGGAAUGACAUUCCAUAUCAAAAAAACUGUAAUUGUCUUGUUUUGUUUUCUGUGUGAGGUUACCCCAAACAUCCUGGUCACCCAUGUGUCUGUUGGAGGCUGUGUCACAUCGUCUGGCGGUGUAACCAUUCCUGUAAAUGUUCCUCAGCUCCAGUUAAAGAGAUAUUUGAUGUUUUUGGAUUUCUAGCACAGCAUGACGACUACCUGGGGGUCUCCUUUUUAAGUGUACGUUCACCACACACUGAUUGCGUUUUUGUCUUUUUAAAGGGGGAGUCAUUCCAACUUUUGUUUCUUUCGUUGUGUUAAACAUGGCUUGAACAACUCAGUGAUGCAUUUGCUUUUAAUAAAUAUACUGUAAAAGGUGGAACACACGACUAUGAUCUGGGAUUGCAAACGUUCAAAUCUUUGUUGAGCUUCUACGUUUCUGUCCAUGGAGGCAGAAAUGUAAAUUACAAACAGCAACAUGUCUGUUUCUCUACGCCAAGUUUCCCUCAAUGAAACUGAGGUAUUAAAGAAACUCGAGAUAACUCAAAUGUUUGAGUUGUCGAGCUCUUUGAUGUCCCACACACCUGCACCAGUGACCAUCGGAAACUUCCCGUUAGGUGUUGAGUUUUAUUUGAGUUGAAGAUAAACCACUUAGAGGAGUUUGCAAAGCCAUGAUGUUUGUCGACCAUGCAGUUGGAAACAGUGCUGAUUAAAUCACUUUCUUUGUAUCCAGA